AUGUUGCCAUUCGUUAUCAUCAGAUAUUUGAUUGCUCUAACAAUACCCAUAAUGCUACUAUCAUUUGACGAAACGAAUGCACAGUUACUCAAUUUAAACUUUUUGUCAUUUAAUAACAACAGAGCAGGCGACAACUCAUUGAACGGUAAUGGUAACGCAGGUGCUAGACCCGGUGCUGCUCCAGCUAAUCAAGCUAAUCAAGCAAAUCAAGCUCAACAAAAUCCUUUUGGCACAUGGCAAUCUGCUCUUGGUGCUGGCCUAGGGAUUGGACGUGCUCCAGCUAAUCAAGCUAAUCAGGCUAAUCAAGCUAAUCAGGCUAAUCAAGCUAAUCGGGCUAAUCAAGCUCAACAGAAUUCUUUUGAUGGAUGGCAAACUGCACUUGGUGCUGGUCUCGGUUUUCUUGCAGGAAGUUGGUUAGGCAGAGGCUCAUCUUCACCAUAUUCAUAUGGCUAUUACGGUUAUCCGUAUUAUCCGUACAACUAUUAUUACGGUGGUUAUCCUCAUUACUACUAUUAUUAUGGUUAA
Molecule: messenger RNA, 525 nt
Organism: Brugia malayi
Lineage: Eukaryota; Metazoa; Nematoda; Chromadorea; Rhabditida; Onchocercidae
Exons: 4
Coding region: 1-525 (174 amino acids)
Source: RefSeq, a predicted model, not a curated record